AUGGCAACCGAAGACAUUAAACCAGUACCUACAUCGCCACCAACGACAACACAGUUUAGGUUUAAAGUCAACAAAACUUAUCAUAAUAGAAUGCACAUCCCUCGAAGAAAAACCAUUCACAACUUUUUCGAGUUUCAAAAGAAAUGUCUUGAGUUACAUGCGGAAUAUUAUCAAGGCAUCUCAAAUCUCUUAAAGGAAACAGAUGUUUCAUUAUUCUUGGCACCUCCAACUCCAGGAGUCGAUCCUCUUCAGAUUAUCAACGAAACAGGAAUGGUAAUUAGUGGUAUGCUAGCUCCAGGCAUGAGUGGAUAUUCUUCUGUUAAUCCUCAAUAUAGUAAUAGAAAAUUAAAAAGGAAUGCUGGGGAUGAUGUUGAAGCUAGUGGGGAGGAGGCUUAUAGUUCUGAGAGUCAAAAGGCACAUAAACAUAGAAGAGCACCACGACAACUUUGGUCGGAGGAAGAAGUCGAACGAUUGAAAGUUGCUCAUGAUAAAUAUAAUGGAGAUUGGGAAUUGAUUAUUAAAGAAUUCGAACCGGAAAGAACAAGCGCGACAAAUGGGACUUCGAGCGGUUGA
Messenger RNA from Diversispora eburnea, 573 nucleotides. The record is from the annotation of a GenBank genome assembly. NCBI's taxonomy places the organism in Eukaryota, Fungi, Glomeromycota, Glomeromycetes, Diversisporales, Diversisporaceae.